This is a messenger RNA of Salpingoeca rosetta, 2193 nucleotides long. RefSeq names its product mannosyl-oligosaccharide 1,2-alpha-mannosidase IB. Gene Ontology annotation, cellular component: endoplasmic reticulum; membrane. Gene Ontology annotation, biological process: endoplasmic reticulum mannose trimming; mannose trimming involved in glycoprotein ERAD pathway; carbohydrate metabolic process. The record is from RefSeq and is a predicted model, not a curated record. Gene Ontology annotation, molecular function: calcium ion binding; mannosyl-oligosaccharide 1,2-alpha-mannosidase activity. Bases 1 to 2193 code for a protein of 730 amino acids. NCBI's taxonomy places the organism in Eukaryota, Choanoflagellata, Craspedida, Salpingoecidae. The transcript is spliced from 8 exons.
AUGGACACGUCACGUGCAGAUGUGGCAGGCCCAACAGCGCAAGUUCAGCGCCACGCCAACCUGGCAUCGAUGUCCGCACCGCACACAGCAGCCGACAGUCACCCGGCAGUGUUGCCAGCUGAGCCUCUCAAACCCGCGCAGUCACCAGUGCUACGACAGCAACAUGGCCAGCAAGAGCAGCGGCAGCAUGAGCAACAACAAGAGCCAGAACAACAACAGCAGCGAAAGCAAAGGGAACAGCAGCAACAGGGACGCGGAGCGCAACAAUGGAGGCGACGAAGAGGAAGAACGAGAAGACGACGACAGCAGCAGCAGCAGCAGCAGCAGCAGCAGCAGCAGCAGCAGCAGCAGCAGCAGCGCCGCUUGGUGUCCAAUGAUGCCUGGUCGCCGUCCUUCAACGCCACCGCAUACCGGGAGCGAGCGCGGCACAUGUUCACGUUUGCGUACGACAACUACAUGCAACACGCCUUCCCGCAUGAUGAGCUGGACCCGAUCCACUGCCGCGGGCGCUCAGCAGACGCCGACCGCACCAACAUCAACAUCAACGACGUGCUGGGGAACUACAGCCUGACGCUGGUCGACACGCUCGACACGCUUGCCGUCAUGGGCAACAGCAGCGAGUUUUGGCGGGCAGCGCGUUUGGCCAUGGAUACCGUCUCCUUUGACCGUGACACCACCGUGCAGGUGUUUGAAGCAAACAUCCGCAUGCUUGGCGGGCUUCUCUCUGCGCACAUGCUGGCCACAACGCCUGCGUUUGGGCUGCACGACCCCAUGUACGAUGGCGAGCUGCUGCACAUGGCCCGCGACCUCGCCACCCGCCUGCUGCCGGCCUUUGACGUGACAGCGUCUGGCCUUCCCUUCCCCCGCGUCAACCUGCGCUCUGGUCUUCCGCGUGGGGCGUUUUGGCGAAAUGACACCAACACUGCCGCCGCAGGCUCCCUCCUACUUGAAUUCGGAGCGCUCAGCCGGCUGACGGGCGACCCCACGUUUGAGAGCGCCGCGCGCCGCGCCCUCCACGCCCUCUGGAGCUAUCGAAGCGAGCGCACCCUUCUGCUGGGAAACACAAUCGACGUGCACACGGGCCGGUGGAUCAACACCAUGUCGGGAUUUGGUGCUGGCGUUGACAGUUUCUUCGAAUACCUCCUCAAGGGGUCCAUCCUGUUCAAGGACGAAGGGCUGGCGUCGCUGUUUGAGACGGCGUUUGGAGCAGCACAGCACCGCACGCGCCUGCCCAAUCUCCCGCUGUACGGACAGGUGGACAUGUAUUCCGGUCGCCUUGUUGCGCCGUGGAUCGACAGCUUGCAGGCAUUCCUCCCAGCACUCAAGGUGCUGCGGGGCGACGUGCGCGGUGCAGUUGUUGACCACGAGGUCCUGCACGCCCUCUGGCGCCGCUUCCACGCCAUGCCCGAGCGAUACAACUUCCGCACCCGCCAGCCAGACGUUACCACAUAUCCGCUGCGGCCAGAGGCGGUGGAGUCCACGUACAUGCUCUACCGUGCAACCGGCAACACCUACUACCAGCGGGUUGGCGCAGAUAUGCUCGCAGACAUCGAACGAUACGCGCGUGUGCGGUGCGGAUAUGCGACGAUUCACGACGUGCGCGUGAUGUCGCACGAGGACCGCAUGGAGAGCUUCUUCCUCAGCGAAACACUCAAGUACUUGUUCCUGUUGUUUGAUGACGGCAACGUUCUACACUCCUCAGGAACCCCAGCAUAUGUGUUGACGACGGAAGGACACGUGUUUCCCAUCACCGCGGCCAUGCAACGCCUGCCCCGCGCCAGCACCAGCACACACAUGCACAACACAGCAGCAGGAGCAGGAGCAGGAGCAGUAAAACACGACAGCACUUGCGUUGCCGAUGACUGUGCGUGCGACGAUGCUUCUGGCGGUGACUGUGCUGGUGGUCGUGGUGGCAGCGGCGGAGACGGUGAUGGCGAUGAUGACGACGACUGGUGGGCGUGGGGUGUGCCGCAGCCGUCACUCUCUGGCGUCCGGCAUGGGAGCAGCAGGGCGCACCCGUUGCAUCUCAUUGCCAGCGACGCAAACGUAACGAGCAGCAGUGGUGGUGGUGGCCGUGAGGACAAUAGGGUGGUACAUGCAGGCAUGUGCGAAGCGCUGACGUGGCAAGAGCAAGUGGUGCAUCCCUUGCACCCGCACACGCUCGCCCUCAUCAAGCAGCUAGCAGGGCUCUGA